AUGGCGAAGUUACCUCUCGUCUCCGCGAAGGUGAACUACCAGAAAGCGCUGAACCUCAUGAAGCGCGAUCCGCAAAAAGCGACGUUGUAUAUUCUCGGUCUCGCGCCGGCGAUUUUACUCCUCGCGAUCGUCUUGGCGGCGAUGGCGGUCUUGUCCAUUCCGGUUGGGAUUUUAGGUUCGUACGCUUUGAAAGCGAUGAACUUGAGAGACUGGGAAGAACCGAUCGACCCCGAGGCGGAGAUGACGUACGAGGAGAAGUAUCCACAAAUUGCGGCAAAGACGAGCGGGUUGAGCGCGGUUCCGACGUACAAGAAGUGGGUGGAUCCACUUCCCAAGUCCGACGCGUUUGCGGUUAUCGAUAAAAUCAUGUCUGAGCGGGUCAUGAUCAUCGACGGCGCGAUGGGAACGUCCGUUCAAGCGUACAAGUUGAAGGAGGAGGAUUUCCGUGCGGAGAGGUACAAAGACCACGAGAACGAUUUGAAAGGCAACAACGAUAUUUUGGUUUUGACUCGACCGGAUGUUAUCAAGGAGAUUCACUCUGCGUACUUGGCGGCUGGUGCUGAUAUUAUCGAGACGAACACUUUCAACGCGACUAUGAUUUCUCAGGCGGAUUACGCUUUGGAUAGGAAACAAGACGUUUGGGACAUCAACGUCGCGGCGGCGAAGUUGGCCAAAGAAUGCUGCGUUGAGUUCACUAAGAAGGAUCCGUCUAAGCCGAGGUUUGCGGCUGGUGCUAUUGGCCCGACGAAUCGUACGUUGUCGGUGAGUCCGUCUGUGGAGAACCCGGCGUUUCGCGCGUGUACUUUUGAUGAGAUUGUCGAAGCGUAUUACGAGCAAACGGAGGCGUUGAUUGAAGGUGGCGUGGAUGUUCUUUUGGUGGAAACUAUCUUUGAUACGCUGAACGCCAAAGCGGCUUUGUUUGCGGUGAACAAGUACUUCGCAAACUGGGGAAAGAAAAUCCCGGUUUUCGUUUCCGGUACCAUCGUCGAUAACUCUGGCCGUACUUUGUCCGGUCAAACGAACGAGGCAUUUUGGAACUCCGUUUCGCACGCGAAACCGAUCGCGAUUGGUUUGAAUUGCGCCUUGGGUGCUCAAGAUAUGGUUCCGUACAUUGACAACUUGUCGAAAUGCGCGGAUUGCUGGGUCUUUGCUUACCCGAACGCCGGUUUGCCAAACGCCAUGGGCGGCUACGAUCAAAAAGGUCCAGAAAUGGCCAAGGAUUGCGAGACGUUCUUUGAGAAAAACUUAUUGAACGCCAUCGGUGGAUGCUGUGGGACUACGGCUGAGCACAUUGCGAGUUUGGCCGAACUCGGGGCGAGGUACAAACCAAGACAACGCCACGACGUUCCGGAGCAAAUGCGUUUAUCCGGUUUGUUGCCGUUUAACUACGAUCCGAACGAGAAGGACAUGCGCAAAUCGUUCAUCAACUUGGGCGAAAGGUGCAACGUUGCCGGUUCGAGCAUCUUCAAGAAGGCUAUCGUUGAUGGUAACUUCGAGAAAGCUUUGGCGAUUGCGUUGAAGCAAGUUGAAAAUGGUGCGCACGUGAUUGACAUCAACAUGGACGACGGUUUAAUCGACGGUAAAUCCGCGAUGACUAAGUUUGUGAAUUUGUUAGUUUCUGAGCCGGAUGCUUCUAAAGUGCCGUUUAUGAUCGACUCGAGUAAAUUUGAUGUCGUCGAAGCUGGUUUGAAGUGUUCGCAAGGUAAAUGCAUCAUGAACUCUAUUUCUUUGAAGGCUGGUCAAGAUCAAUUCUUGAAGGAUGCGGCUCUCGUCAAGGCGCACGGCGCCGCGGUGGUUGUCAUGGCAUUCGACGAGGAGGGUCAAGCGGCUACUGAAGCGGAGAAGGUUCGCAUCUGUUGCCGAGCGUUCAAGUUACUCGUCGAAGAGGUUGGCUUCAACCCGCAAGAUAUCAUCUUUGACCCGAAUAUUCUUACCAUCGGUACCGGCAUGGAAGAGCACAACAACUACGCGGUUGACUUUAUCAACGCGACGCGUGAGAUUAAGCGUUUGUGCCCUGGAUGUAAGAUUUCUGGUGGCGUUUCGAACUUGGCGUUUUCGUUUCGAGGGAACGAGCCUGUUCGAAGAGGAUUCCACUCGGCGUUUUUGUACCACGCGUGCAAAGCCGGCAUGGAUAUGGGUAUCGUCAACGCCGCUCAGGUUGAAGAAGAUGUUUACGAGAAUAUCGACAAGGAGCUUUUGGAGUACAUCGAGGACGUUUUGUUGAACCGCCGUGAGGAUGCUACGGAGAGAAUGCUCGAUUUUGCUGCAACUUUGGAUCCAAAGUCUGGGCCGUGCGAACUUCGCCGACUCGGUCAAGAACCGGCUGCGCCAAAAUUCGAAGCCGAUCCGAGACAAAACUAUUCCAAGGAGAAUAAAAUUGCCCCGCCAGAUCCAAAGACGUUACCGCCGGUUCCGACGUACAAGAAGUGGGUGGAUCCACUUCCCAAGUCUGACGCGUUUGCGGUUAUCGAUAAAAUCAUGUCUGAGCGGGUCAUGAUCAUCGACGGCGCGAUGGGAACGUCCGUUCAAGCGUACAAGUUGAAGGAGGAGGAUUUCCGUGCGGAGAGGUACAAAGACCACGAGAACGAUUUGAAAGGCAACAACGAUAUUUUGGUUUUGACUCGACCGGAUGUUAUCAAGGAGAUUCACUCUGCGUACUUGGCGGCUGGUGCUGAUAUUAUCGAGACGAACACUUUCAACGCGACUAUGAUUUCUCAAGCGGAUUACGCUUUGGAUAGGAAACAAGACGUUUGGGACAUCAACGUCGCGGCGGCGAAGUUGGCCAAAGAAUGCUGCGUUGAGUUCACUAAGAAGGAUCCGUCUAAGCCGAGGUUUGCGGCUGGUGCUAUUGGCCCGACGAAUCGUACGUUGUCGGUGAGUCCGUCUGUGGAGAACCCGGCGUUUCGCGCGUGUACUUUUGAUGAGAUUGUCGAAGCGUAUUACGAGCAAACGGAGGCGUUGAUUGAAGGUGGCGUGGAUGUUCUUUUGGUGGAAACUAUCUUUGAUACGCUGAACGCCAAAGCGGCUUUGUUUGCGGUGAACAAGUACUUCGCAAACUGGGGAAAGAAAAUCCCGGUUUUCGUUUCCGGUACCAUCGUCGAUAACUCUGGCCGUACUUUGUCCGGUCAAACGAACGAGGCGUUUUGGAACUCCGUUUCGCACGCGAAACCGAUCGCGAUUGGUUUGAAUUGCGCCUUGGGUGCUCAAGAUAUGGUUCCGUACAUUGACAACUUGUCAAAAUGCGCGGAUUGCUGGGUCUUUGCUUACCCGAACGCCGGUUUGCCAAACGCCAUGGGCGGCUACGAUCAAAAAGGUCCAGAAAUGGCCAAGGAUUGCGAGACGUUCUUUGAGAAAAACUUAUUGAACGCCAUCGGUGGAUGCUGUGGGACUACGGCUGAGCACAUUGCGAGUUUGGCCGAACUCGGGGCGAGGUACAAACCAAGACAACGCCACGAGGUUCCGGAGCAAAUGCGUUUAUCCGGUUUGUUGCCGUUUAACUACGAUCCGAACGAGAAGGACAUGCGCAAAUCGUUCAUCAACUUGGGCGAAAGGUGCAACGUUGCCGGUUCGAGCAUCUUCAAGAAGGCUAUCGUUGAUGGUAACUUCGAGAAAGCUUUGGCGAUUGCGUUGAAGCAGGUUGAAAAUGGUGCGCACGUGAUUGACAUCAACAUGGACGACGGUUUAAUCGACGGUAAAUCCGCGAUGACUAAGUUUGUGAAUUUGUUAGUUUCUGAGCCGGAUGCUUCUAAAGUGCCGUUUAUGAUCGACUCGAGUAAAUUUGAUGUCGUCGAAGCUGGUUUGAAGUGUUCGCAAGGUAAAUGCAUCAUGAACUCUAUUUCUUUGAAGGCUGGUCAAGAUCAAUUCUUGAAGGAUGCGGCUCUCGUCAAGGCGCACGGCGCCGCGGUGGUUGUCAUGGCAUUCGACGAGGAGGGUCAAGCGGCUACUGAAGCGGAGAAGGUUCGCAUCUGUUGCCGAGCGUUCAAGUUACUCGUCGAAGAGGUUGGCUUCAACCCGCAAGAUAUCAUCUUUGACCCGAAUAUUCUUACCAUCGGUACCGGCAUGGAAGAGCACAACAACUACGCGGUUGACUUUAUCAACGCGACGCGUGAGAUUAAGCGUUUGUGCCCUGGAUGUAAGAUUUCUGGUGGCGUUUCGAACUUGGCGUUUUCGUUUCGAGGGAACGAGCCUGUUCGAAGAGGAUUCCACUCGGCGUUUUUGUACCACGCGUGCAAAGCCGGCAUGGAUAUGGGUAUCGUCAACGCCGCUCAGGUUGAAGAAGAUGUUUACGAGAAUAUCGACAAGGAGCUUUUGGAGUACAUCGAGGACGUUUUGUUGAACCGAUGUUCGAACGCGACGGAGAGAAUGCUUCAAUUCGCGGCGACUUUAGACCCGAAAUCUGGACCGUGCAACCUCCGCCGCAAAGGCCAAGCUGCCGGCGGUGCCGCGAAAAAGAAAGAUAACGGAAAGGCUUGGAGAAACGAAAAAGUCGGUAAACGUCUCGAGUAUGCUCUCGUGCAUGGUAUCGAUGAGUUCUGCAUCGCCGAUACCGAAGAGUGCCGAACGUCUGGUUCGUUUGCAUCCUGCCUUGAGAUCAUUGAAGGACCGCUCAUGGAUGGCAUGAACGUAGUCGGGGAUUUGUUUGGUGCCGGGAAAAUGUUUUUGCCGCAAGUAAUCAAAUCAGCAAGAGUAAUGAAGAAAUCUGUCGGACACUUGCUUCCGUUUAUGCAGGCGGCGAAAGAUGCCGCCGGCGAUACUUCGAGCUCUAGUGCCGGGACGUUCUUGAUUGCAACUGUGAAGGGUGACGUGCACGAUAUUGGGAAGAACAUCGUCGCCGUUGUCUUGGGGUGCAACAACUUCAAAGUCAUAGAUAUUGGCGUAAUGUGUCCAUGCCAAACCAUCCUUGAUGCCGUGAAAGAAAACAACGCCGAUAUUCUCGGAUUAUCCGGUCUCAUCACUCCAUCUUUGGACGAGAUGGUGACAGUUGGGAAAGAGAUGGAAAAAGCUGGUUUGAAGAUUCCGUUACUCAUCGGUGGUGCGACGACAUCCAAGAUGCACACGGCGGUCAAAAUGGCCCCAGUGUACUCUGGCGGUGUCGUUCACGUUCUCGAUGCGUCUAGAGCCGUCCCAGUUGCUCAAACUCUCAUGGAUAUGACAAAACGUCCGGAGUUUUUGGAUGAUAUCAAAGAAACGUACGAGGAGAUGCGCGAGGAAUUCUUCGCCGGUCUCGAAGAUCGAAAAUACUUAUCCCUCGCGAAAGCGCGAGAGUCGGUCACGUUGCCAGAUUUCUCCUCCGCGGAGCACAAACCAGUAAAGCCGAAGUUUUUAGGAACGAAGGCAUUGAAGGACGUCCCGAUUGCUGACGUGAUCCCGUACAUUGAUUGGAACCCAUUCUUUCAAGUCUGGCAACUUAGAGGCCGAUACCCAAACAGAGGCUACCCGAAAAUUUUCAACGACGAAAACGUCGGGAUGGAGGCGAAAAAGCUAUUCGAUGAGGCAAACGCGAUGUUAGAUCAAAUGAAAAACCAGAAACAGUUGACAUUGAACGGUUUGCUCGCUUUCUACGCGUGCAACGCUGUCGGUGACGAUAUCGAAGUUUACAACGGCGAGGACGCCGCUUCCGGCAAGCGCUGCUCGUUCCACACGAUUCGUCAGCAAGCUGAAAAAGAUACUGAAGAACCGUACAUGGCUUUGUCUGACUUUAUUGCACCGAAAGAUUCUAACGUUACCGAUUAUCUCGGCAUGUUUGUCUGCACGGCUGGUCUGGGUUUGGACAAGUUGACACAGUCUUUCAAAAAGAACAACGACGACUACUCGUAUAUUAUGGCGGAGGCUUUAGCUGAUCGUUUAGCCGAAGCAUUCGCGGAAUUACUCCACGCUCAAGUUCGUAAAGAUCACUGGGGAUACGCACCGGAUGAAUCUCUCAACGCUGAUGACUUGUUGAAGGUAAAGUACCAAGGCAUUCGCCCAGCGCCGGGGUAUCCGUCGCAACCUGAUCACACCGAGAAGGCCACGAUGUGGGAUUUGAUGAAAUGUAAGGAAGAGAUUGGCGUCGAGUUGACGGAGUCCUUCGCCAUGCUGCCGGCGGCCUCUGUGUCUGGCUUAUACUUUGGCGGUAAAUCUGCAGAAUACUUCAAUGUUGGUAAGAUUGAGAAGGAUCAAGUGGAAGAAUACGCCUCGAGAAAAGGAAUGGAUGUGGCUACCGUUGAGAAGUGGUUGGGGCAAAACUUGGCGUACCACGUGGAAUAA
Molecule: messenger RNA, 6246 nt
Organism: Bathycoccus prasinos
Lineage: Eukaryota; Viridiplantae; Chlorophyta; Mamiellophyceae; Mamiellales; Bathycoccaceae
Product: methionine synthase
Exons: 1
Coding region: 1-6246 (2081 amino acids)
Biological process (GO): pteridine-containing compound metabolic process
Molecular function (GO): methionine synthase activity; zinc ion binding; cobalamin binding
Source: RefSeq, a predicted model, not a curated record